CUUGUCUAUUGUGUCCUUUGGUGAGUCGAUCCCCGCGUCGCUUUCCGCCUUUUGACACCCAGCAAGCAGCCUCUGACUGCGUAACGCCCUGCAUCAUCCCGUCACAGGCAGCAGAUUUUCCCAUCACCUUACUUCCCCUGAUCAAACACUACCAAUUGGGGGGGAGAGGGAAAAAAAAGGAAAAUACCUAAUAAUAGUAACUGACCGGUAUAGCAUUUGGAUUACGGAUCGCCUCCUUUGUAUAUUCCACCUCGCGGACUUCUCACAAUGGCUGAUAACGUUCCCGCCUCGACUCCCUCGAACAUCCCUCAGGCUUCGCCUGCUGCCGCCGGACAGCAUUACGAUGGCUCUCAGGGUAACGGGCCAGCGAAUCCUUCCCACAUGCCUCCUCCUCCCCGCCCGCCCGUGAUCAUUCCUCAGAAUACCAACCCGAUCCCGACCGCCAUCACCUCUCCGAUGUCCGGGAACAUGAUGUCUCCGACCAGCGCGGGCGGGUUCGUGCGCCGGGCGGCCCCUGAGCCGAACAAGAGGGCUCUCUACGUCGGUGGUCUGGACCCCCGGGUGACUGAGGAUAUCCUGAAACAAAUCUUCGAGACCACGGGCCAUGUCAGCAGUGUGAAGAUCAUCCCCGACAAGAACAAGUUUAACAGCAAAGGUUACAACUACGGCUUCAUCGAAUUCGACGACCCGGGUGCCGCCGAACGAGCGAUGCAGACCCUCAAUGGUCGUCGCAUCCAUCAAUCGGAAAUCCGCGUCAACUGGGCCUACCAGUCCAACAGCACCAACAAAGAAGACACCUCGAAUCACUUCCACAUCUUCGUUGGAGACCUGAGCAACGAAGUCAACGACGAGAUCUUGCAACAGGCGUUCAAUGCGUUCGGCUCGGUGUCCGAGGCCCGGGUGAUGUGGGACAUGAAGACCGGCCGUUCUCGUGGCUACGGGUUUGUUGCUUUCCGCGACCGCAACGAGGCCGACAAGGCCCUGACCUCGAUGGACGGUGAAUGGCUUGGCUCCCGCGCUAUUCGAUGCAACUGGGCCAACCAGAAGGGACAGCCUUCCAUCUCCCAGCAGCAGGCCAUGGCCGCAAUGGGCAUGACCCCGACCACGCCGUUCGGUCACCACCACUUCCCUACGCAUGGCAUCCAGAGCUACGACAUGGUGGUCCAGCAGACCCCGCAGUGGCAGACCACGUGCUAUGUGGGUAACUUGACCCCGUACACCACUCAGAACGACCUGGUUCCCCUCUUCCAGAACUUCGGCUACGUCGUGGAGACUCGUCUCCAGGCCGACCGUGGUUUUGCCUUCAUCAAGAUGGACACGCACGAGAACGCGGCCAUGGCCAUUUGCCAAUUGAACGGAUAUAAUGUCAACGGACGACCCCUGAAGUGCAGCUGGGGCAAGGAUCGCCCUCCCACCGGUCAAUUUGAUAACUUUUCUGCUCCCCAGGGUUCAGGACCAAACCCGGCUGGUAGAGGUUGGGAUCAAUCGGGAAUGGCUGGCCAGGGGUAUGGUCAAGUUCCUGCAAAUGCUGGCUUCGGCCGCGGACAAGCCGCACCCAACGCCGGCUGGGCUCAGCCCAACAACGCCAACUUCGGAAAUGGCUUUGGAGGCUACCAGUCGUAGCCUGUCGAUAUACUCCCUGAGCAUACCAUCCUGGCUACUGCUGAGCAUAGUGUCAACAAAAAGAUUGAUCUUCAAGAUGGCUAGUGGUUAUAGCUACCUACAGUGAUAAGAAGAGGCCCUUUUUGCUUGUGUGUGGUUUUUCCUUUUCUCUUUUCUCUUGUCGUGUCUCUUUUCCUUUUCUUUUUUUUUUUC
Aspergillus candidus is the source of this 1815-nucleotide messenger RNA. RefSeq names its product nuclear and cytoplasmic polyadenylated RNA-binding protein pub1. The record is from RefSeq and is a predicted model, not a curated record. The transcript is spliced from 5 exons. The coding region runs from base 268 to 1623 and encodes 451 amino acids. NCBI's taxonomy places the organism in Eukaryota, Fungi, Ascomycota, Eurotiomycetes, Eurotiales, Aspergillaceae. Gene Ontology annotation, molecular function: RNA binding.